UUUUCUGCUCAAAUAUUAUACGCGUGGGGUUAAUUUCCUCGACCUUCGACCUCUUGUUGGUGUGCAUUGCUUGGAAUGGCUGAAGAGCUCAAGUGUUUCUUUUUCAGUGAGUUCGAUCCCGUCGCUGGGCCGAAAAUAUCAUGCCAGGUUCCUGGGAGUUUCCCCAUGCAGGAGUCGUUCGAAGCCGUCCACGACCUCAUCAUCACCAAACCAAACCUAUACAACAGGCUCAUUUCUGUGGAUAUUUCGGGCUAUCGCAUUGUCGGAUCUCCUCGGUGCAUAGAUGACAAGAAAUAUGCCCGCAAUGCCUUCAUCUUUAACUUUGUGUUUGUGUUCACAUCUUCUACCUGCACCACUGCUUAUGAGCCCAUCAUCACAAAAGUUGGAGAUACCUUCAGAACUUGUGAACUGGAGAGUUCAUUUCUCUCUGACAAUACACACAGAGGGAAGCUGGAGGCAAUCAUGACUCAGGUGUUUGAGAAACUCAACUCCCAUGGCCUCUGCACUGUAAAUGUAGACGACACCAACUGCCUCUACCUAAAGACUAUCACCCUCACUCCCACAACCUCCAGUUGUCCACGGCCAUCAUGUGCCUAUAUACAUCUGCUCCAAGGAGGACAUUGACACCUGCUGGGAUCUCACAAUCCAACAGAUUCUACCAUACAUCAAUGGCUUCAACCACGUGGCUAAGAUAGCCUGUCUGUCAGAGGUCUACAUCAGCCUGGUGAAGGAAUGUAUUCAGCAUCUCGUGGCAUAUGGGUUUUUGAAGCUCAUCAGUAUAUUUCAGUAUUGUAACGUGUAUGUGACCAUGCCGGAGGUGCAGUUGCUACUGACUGACCAUCAACUUGCUAGAGAGUGUCUGGACUACGUCGCUCUUCAAGGUGCUAGUGGUUAUCCUCGGGUUAAUGAUGUUUUCCGGCUGUACUGUGGACUGGAGGCAGGGCACACUGUGAAGGAUAUGUGUACAAUGAAUGACCCCAGAAAUAAGAACGUCGAUGAAAGUUAUACAAGAAGAAGAAGCAGGAACAGUGUCCGAACAUAAAUGAUAUCGAUUAUGAACCUUAAAUGUACUAAACUUGACCAAAGUAAGUUAAACAGAGUGUAUUGGGGAGCAUGGAGUGUUGUAACACUGAACACGUCUUAUAGUCGACUAAAAGUAUGCCACAAAUCAUACACUUUGCUUACAAAUAUCUUCCAAACCACUCAUGGGAACAAAUUUCUACACAGCCAAGGAGAAAUACAUUGAUACUCUGUUGGAACUGCUAUUCGGACUCGUUUUGCACAUACCCUCACAGCUCAUUAGCAAGACAACCAACGCGUUCAGGACCAUAUCUCUCCCGUCGUGCGUCCCACACCCAUGAAUCUGGCACCGGCUUACUUUGACCUACACGAAUAUCUGCUCCUUUUUUACAAGCGUAUCGCCAGUCAGAAGAAAAUAUGACAGCAAGUCCGAGCAAAGAACACAUGAUUAUUCAGCUCUCACUACAAUGAUGUAAUGCAUAAUGCAUGAGUUAAUGGAGCGUUAAUAAGACAGACUUCCGGUCCCACUGCGGGUCGACUGAUCUGCUUAGCACACUAUCAUGCUCCACCAAAGUACUACUGAAUUGGCGAGCGAAGCGAGGCUAUUUAUGCGUGAAUUUUGUGAUGGCUCUGGCGGGCACUGCACAUACCGUAGUGUUCAACGUGAUUUUCUAUAUGCGCCCUAAACACACGCGAAAUAUUGAACUACUCACGCUACACUCGCCAACAAUGCGUUGCAUUCAUGUAGUGUAUGCUGCCAGUUAUGUCUGAUAACAUCCCACUGGAUGGUAGUCAUAAGAAUGGGAGUAGUAUGCAUCUUGAGAUGCUUAGUCGUCAAUGUUGUAUGCAUUAACUUUGUGUAUAAUUAACCCCUGUUGCAUAAAGCAUAGCAGGGGUUGUAGUACUUGGUAUAUGUAUGUGUUUUUCCAGCAGCAAUGGGGCGUGUGUAGGCACAAGAAGUCAUAACAAAAGGCAUGUAUCAACUCACGCAUGCUAUCUACUACUGUAGCUAGCCUAUACGCGUCAGACUCGAGCUACUAGCGGGAGACCACAUGUAGCUAAACACACACUGAUAGCCCAGCCUAUCAAUAAGUGCUACCAUGCAUGCGCACUGCGCUGAGAUUUUGCACUUUAGUGUUUUUAUUGUUUUUUAUUCUGGCAGUUGUAUGAAGUUCUGCAGCUUGGUUAGAAGCACAAAACCAAACCUUUCAUAUACUCCUUCCAACAGUGCAUCUUGAGACUCACUAAUGGCUCCUUUUUCUCCUCAGUUUUUUACAGUGUUUUUAUUUACAAUGUUUGUUUGUGUACUGUUUUCUUGGCAGACUGCUGAUUCAAUAUGGUCUGAUGCGUGGUCUCAUCCGCCACUUGCAGAAGUAUCCAGUCCUGGUAGAACCUGAUACCACUGAAGCACAUCUACCGGACUACAUUCAGCCCUAUGCAAAGUAUCUUGACGGCAGCCACUGUUAUGAUGAGAUAUGCAGUGAACUAGGUGUAUCCAGCCAGGCAUUGGAUGAAGUGUUUGACAGCUCUUUGAUUGCAACCUGCUGGAAAUGACUGUCUAUAGUUCAUUGCAUAACAUUUCUUUUUUUUUUUAUCCACCAUAACUGAGUUAUGUAUCUGUUUCAUUGGAAUUUUUCCAGAAUAUG
Molecule: messenger RNA, 2666 nt
Organism: Geodia barretti
Lineage: Eukaryota; Metazoa; Porifera; Demospongiae; Tetractinellida; Geodiidae
Source: the annotation of a GenBank genome assembly